GGCAGGCACUCACUCACUUCCACUCACAGUGGACAAAGCAGUCAAUCAUCAUAGUGUCACAUACGGUGAAGCGGUCCACAAUUCAAUCAGACAAGCAAUGAUCGCGUACACAUACACACACUUUAUCACACAAAUGUAUGUCUCAGUGUACACAUGCGGCGGGAGUGCGUCAUGAGUCAGCAGCAGCUGCGCUAGUAGAGGCGUUUCCCUGGUUUGCAGCAGCUGCUGCGGCUGCUGCGGUGCUGCUUGAGCCGGUCGUGGCGAAGAGCUCCGUCAGUAGACCGCUCUGGCUCUUACUCGCAGUUGUCAUGAGCCACUCGCGCGAUUCAGGACACUGCUGGCGAAUGAAGUUGAGAAUCUGCCCUGCCAACGUUUGCACCUGACACACACGAACAGGCACACACGAUGGUCUUGGGAUGGAUGUGUGGUGGUCGCAUGCCUGAGAUGAAGUUGCUGUGCGGUGGACCGCGCCAAUGGUCUUGGCGAGCUUGGAUGCCUGUGUGAGGCCAGACCAUCGAGGUGAGGGCAUGACGUGUCAAUGGGAGGCAGAGGGCAUAAGGUGAAGGUUGUAUGAGUGCCUUGUGUACUGACGCACCUUGAGUAGGGACUGGAGCUCAUCAUCACAGUGGGUCGAUAUCAACGCCUGUGCGCGACGUAACUCAGAGAGAAGAGCCUCAGUGUUCUGCACACACCCGCAUCAAAGCGCCCCAGCGUGUGGUUGUGACUCGCGAAGGCGCACCAUCCCUAGCGCACCAUGCUAUGCCAGGCAUUCGUGAGCCUCUUCUCCGCUUGCUCAAACCCCGCCAUCCUCGCGCGACGGUGGAAGGGAGGAACUCCAAAC
Messenger RNA from Vitrella brassicaformis, 841 nucleotides. The record is from the annotation of a GenBank genome assembly. NCBI's taxonomy places the organism in Eukaryota, Vitrellaceae.